AUGGCAAUGUCAGGGAUUUUGGUUAACGGUGUGACUGAAAUCUUGAAGAAACUGCUCCCAGUUGUUUCUCAACAGAUUACUCACGCAUGGGGUGUUAGGGAUGAUCUUAAGAAACUUGCGAGAACCUUGGAGUCGAUUCAAGCUUUAAUUUCUGAUGCCGAGGAGAAACAAAUAACUGAUCCUACUGUCAAACUUUGGUUGAGAAGGCUCAAAGUCGUCGUUUACGAUGCCGAUGAUGUUAUGGAUGAAUUCUGUUACCAAACCAUGCGUAGUCAAGGUAGAGGAAGUCAGCUCAAGCACAAAGUACUAGAUUUCAUUAGUAAAACCUCCAAUCCACUUGUUUUUCUGUUUAAGAUGGCCGAGAGAGAAAGAGUUGCAGAGAAAGAAGAAGGCAUUUCUAGAGAAGAAGGGAAGAGGAGGCGGAUUGAGUUAGACACUCAAGAAUAG
Papaver somniferum (opium poppy) is the source of this 447-nucleotide messenger RNA. Its product is annotated as putative disease resistance protein RGA1. The transcript has 2 exons. Bases 1 to 447 code for a protein of 148 amino acids. NCBI's taxonomy places the organism in Eukaryota, Viridiplantae, Streptophyta, Magnoliopsida, Ranunculales, Papaveraceae. The record is from RefSeq and is a predicted model, not a curated record.